GUGAAGGCCGGGCGAAUACGAGAGAUCGGCAUCUCGAACUGCAAUGCGCAGCAAGUCCGACGGGCGUGCGCGGAAGCCAAGAAGCACGGCCUUGGAAUUGCCGCGAACCAAAUUAUGUUUAAUCUUCUUUGCUUCCAAUCACCUGAGUUGCAGGCUACUGUGCAAGCCUGCAGAGAGAACAAUGUGAAAAUCAUCGCUUAUGCCCCCAUAGGCCAGGGCCUUCUGACGCAAGCCCUGACGGACGAGAAGUUUUCAAAAAUCCGCCUGGCAAAGAUGACUCGGCUGGGUAUCGAUGAGCUUCAGGAGCUGCGUGCAGCCAUUGAACGACUGGCGGAGAAGUAUGGCAAGACAAUGGCCCAGGUCUGCCUAAACUGGACUAUCUGCCAUGAUGCACUUCCCUUGGUCGGGACCCGAAGCCUCCAGCAGGCGCACGAUACAGCAGGCUGCCUCGGCUGGCGUUUGUCCAAAGACGAUGUGGAGGAGCUGGACAGCCAUGCCUUGCAGCGCAGUACCCUCUCCAAGCCAAGGUGGAAGCGUGUCUUGUUCGUGACCUUCAUCACGCUCCUGGUGUUCAGCUACCAGGUCAACCGGUGGGGAGAUUGGUUGAAAUCGCAAUUUCGCUCCCUAUGGUCCUGGCGAAGCCGCCGCGAUGAUUAA
Molecule: messenger RNA, 657 nt
Organism: Symbiodinium pilosum
Lineage: Eukaryota; Dinophyceae; Suessiales; Symbiodiniaceae
Source: the annotation of a GenBank genome assembly